Molecule: messenger RNA, 1968 nt
Organism: Pogonomyrmex barbatus (red harvester ant)
Lineage: Eukaryota; Metazoa; Arthropoda; Insecta; Hymenoptera; Formicidae
Source: RefSeq, a predicted model, not a curated record
GGUACCUUAAUCCUGAAUAAGGCAAUUCGUUUCGCGCAAACGUUGCCGUCGGCGCGCGCGCAAAAUCGGUUGCGGUUCGCCACGAGUAUCAUAAAACUGUAACGCGUGACUUAAUCGAUAUAUGCAACAGGACAUAAAUUUCCAUCAACAUUUUUUACGACGGCAUUAUUGUAUGUUUCCGGUUAAAAACGCCCGUUUAUUCGCAAUAAAUAGCGUCGCGAUACCUAGUUUUGCCAUAAAAAUUAAAGCUCGGAACGCAGAUUGCGUAUCUAAGUAUAAAAUAGGUCUAUUCGAUAUUUCGAAAAAAUCCGAAAAAUUCUGACAUUUCGGAAAAAAGGAACAUCGAUUAUGCAUGAAAUCGAGACACAGAAAAUUCUCCAAGAUGAACAGUGUUUCGAAAUAGUUCGCAAAAAACUUCAACAGGACGCGAUGGAUGACUUCUCACUGGUCAACUACGAAAUCGUGCCAAUAGAUGAGGUAAACGGAUACAUAGGCCAGUAUUUUACAUUAAAAGCCACUGUGGCUCGUCCAAAAUCACCGUUGGAGACAAAGAGCAUCAAUUUCUUUACUAAGGUGCUACCGCCGAUUAGCAGCCCGCUGUACAAUUAUUCUCAGGAUUACGGUUUAUUCAGAAAGGAAAUAGCUCUCUACACUACGGUAUUUCCGGAAAUACUGGAUGAUCUUGAUAAGAGAUGUAUUCCGGAAUGUUUCCUCGGAAUUGAAAACGACGUGAUUGUUCUCGAAGAUAUGGCUUAUAACGGUUACACGAUGAUCGAUAAGUAUAUACCUUUCGAUUUCGAGCAUUGCGAAAUUCUAAUGAAGACGCUUGCCAAGUUCCAUGCAAAAUCUUUCAUCUUCGAACAGCAGUACAAGAAAACCUUACACGACAAAUUUUCCCAUUGUAUGCAUGAGACUCUUUGGCCGUGUGCGGAUGACAGAGCGAAGGCAAUGUUCGACGCCGCCGUAAAGGGCGUCGUUUCAAUGAUUGAUUUGCUGCCUCAAUUAAAUGACGAUGAACGCAGUGAUUUCAAGGAGAAGAUUGUAAAACUGUGUGCGAAUCAUAUAGAUAAACUAUCACCGUCGGUAAAGCAUAAGAACGUAUUAUGCCAUGGUGAUCUAUGGGCGAAUAAUAUAUUAUUUAAGUACGAUGCCGACAAGAAACCUGUUGAAUGCUGUCUUAUCGAUUUUCAAUUAGCAAGGUACAAUCCACCAGUACACGACAUAUUGUGUUUUCUUCAAUUCACGACUACACGGGAGCUACGAGAGAAACAUAGUGAGACACUUUUCAGGAUCUAUCAUGAUUCCAUGGCGAUUGUAAUAAAUGAAGCUGGUUUUAAUAUCUCAGAGAUCUUUUCUUGGAGUGAUUUUAUCGAAUCUAUUCAAGAUUUACGUAUUACGUGCUUAAUUCAUGGUGUCUUAAACACACCGAUUAUGUUGUUGGAACCUAAUAUAGCUAGUAAAUAUUUUUCCAAGAAACCAGAAUUUCUUGAAAGUAUUCUAUACGAAGAUAGAACACCAUUACUUUGUGAGCAAUUUAAGGAAGCACCAAAAUACUGUGCUCGCAUGAUAGACGGCUUGUUAGAAUUGUAUGAUUAUAUAAUUGGUCAUUAAUAUUAAUUAUAAAUGGUCAUUAUUACAAGACAUAAUCAAAUUUUAAAUAAAAUUUACAUCUUUUUGUUGAAGUUUUUACAAACAAAGAAAAGUUAGAAUUAAAAAAUGCAUAUUUUAUAUUUAAAAAAAUGGUAAAUAAAGUUAAACAGAAAAAAAAUUAAAGAAAAACGCCUUUUAAGAUUGAUUAGCCUAGAUAUCGAUAGAUCUUUUUUUCCAAUAAUAUUCUAAUAAAUAAAUUAUAACAAAUGUGACAAAAAUGAUAUCACAUAUAAAAUCAUGUUGCUUAAGUUUCAAACAUUAAACAUCAAUUUCUAUAAAAAUAUAUAAAAUUGUAAAUUUAGAAGUAUUUAAAUAGAA